Amphiprion ocellaris (clown anemonefish) is the source of this 2590-nucleotide messenger RNA. RefSeq names its product heme-binding protein 1. The transcript is spliced from 4 exons. Lineage: Eukaryota; Metazoa; Chordata; Actinopteri; Pomacentridae. The record is from RefSeq and is a predicted model, not a curated record. The coding region runs from base 319 to 894 and encodes 191 amino acids.
GCUCAUUCCUUGAUUUGGCAAAAGAGAGUCGAGGAGUCCGCAUCUCCAACUUCUGCCUCCGAAAAGAAGAGAAAAAAAACGCAUCUUCUGAGGAGCGUCUGCGCGCAUUGGAGCAGAGUGCGCGCUUUUCUGCGGAGAAGCAAUUUGAGCAUCUGGAAGUUACCUCUCAUUUAUCAGUUGUUUUACCGGGACAUUUAAAACAAACAAACAAAAAAAGAGCUAACAGACGAGAGGGCAGGAUAAGAGAAGGAGCGAACGGGAGGACCAACAGCAAACCAAAGGAGCGGAGAGAAGGAGAGGUGAUCUGGGAAAAGCGACAUGUUUGGUAUGAUGAAGAAUUCGCUCUUCGGAAACACCGAGGAGACUGAAUAUAAACUGCUCAGCAGCGAGACGAAGGACGGAGUUAGCUUUGAGGUACGACGGUACGAUGCUUUCAAAUACGCCGCGGUGUCCUCUGAGGGACGAACCUUCGACCAAGUGACAGGAGAGCUGAUCAGGAAGUUGCUCAUGUACAUUGGCGGGAGCAAUGAACAAGGUGAAGCUAUGGGUACAGCGGCGCCCAUCAUCAUCACAGUGUAUCCUCGGAAUGACGGCGUUCUUUCUCGCCGUUUGGUGGUCGGCAUCCGCAUUCCCAGCGACUACCAGCAAAGCCCCCCGACUCCCACCGACAGUGCCGUCAGGAUUGAGGAGCGGCCCGGCAUGACCGUCUACGCCCUGCAAUUUGGAGGAUUCGCAGGAGAGAGCGAGUACCGAGCAGAGGCCUUGCGUUUGACACGCACCCUGGGUGAAACGGCCCCCUUCCAGCGCAAACAGUACUUUUGCUGUAGCUUCGACUCGCCACUCAAGCCUUACGGACGCAGAAAUGAGGUGUGGUUUCUACAGGAAGAGCCGUAGGAGUCAUUCAGUCAUUCAAAUCUAAUGCUGAAUUCCUUAUUUGACCUCAACUACCCUUUCACCACUGACAGUCCUGUAGCCACGUAGGCGUAGAUAUCAGGGGGGUAUACGUCCCUGUCAAUAUUUACAACACAUUCUUUUGUCCCUUCCAAUAUACACAUGAAAGAUAUAAACUGGGUUUUUUUUAAACCUCCCAAUAAGAAGUAAAUUAUAAGCUCAUACAACCACAGAAUCUAUUGUAGAUAAUGUACUUAGAUCCAUAUUUAUUCCAUUAUAUUCUUAAUUGUCACCUGGUGCCUGAUUUUCGUGUUUUCCUUUCUAUAAAUAAAGACAUUUUCACCAUAUGUUGAUGCAGAAAAGGCACAAAUUGGUGCAUCAAAAGUCACCAGAAUGCAGGGAAUUACCUGACACUCAAAGACCUCCAGCCUAACAUGUCCCUUUACAUGAAACCUAGCUGUAAAACUGAAGUUAGGUGUCCAAGCAGUGGCAUUUUUCCCUAAUUUGAAUUCUGACUAAAGGCUUCAGAACAAAUGCUUAUUCCAUAAAUUUCCUCUACAGAAAAAUUGCCACCUUGAAAUCAGUCUGCACAAACAGUAUUCAGCUGCUUUUCAACAUUAAAUCGCAAUCAACUUCAUUUGACUUUUUCAACACGAAUUUACAAAAAAGAGAUUUUCAUGUCAAAAUGUAACAAAUAUUUACAAAGCAAUCAAUUACAAAUACAAAAUGUAUAGUAACUGAUUCCACCCUCUUUAAAGUGACUCACCUAAUUCAACACAAGUGCAGCCAAUUGGCGUUACAUUUGUUCCUCAAAGAUGAUGGUUCUCCACUAUCCUUCAGGCUUUAAUAAUGCGUUGGACGGUUCUUAACCUGAUUUUAGUGGUAUCAGAAAUCUCCUUAGUUGUUUUCUUUGCUUGAUGCAGGCCAAUAAUUUGACCCUUCUGAAACAGAUUAACAUUCUUUCCAUGACCACAGGAUAUGUCUUCCUACAUGGUUGUUUAAGAAAUGAGAAGCUCCUCACUGCAUCAGCUAGAGUUAAAUAAGUUGUUGCAGCUGAAAUGUAUUCAUCACUGCAGUAAUUAUCCAAUGGAAGGCUCUUACCUCUUUGCUUAGCUAAAUCCAGGUGGCAACUUUUUUUUUGGACAGGCAGUGUAGGUUGAAAAGCAUUAAAAGGGAAAGUUUUUAAGGGGGGUGAAUACUUUAACAGGUACUGUAGAUGCGCAAUAGUUUAGUUCUAUAAAUCUAAAAGAAACUGCCGUUGGGUAAACCGGCAUGCUACUGCCACUUACUUACAGACAUGAAACUACACAUCUUUAACCUCGUUCACACUUUAGUGACAACUACAGAGAAAUGUACAGAACUGACAUUGGAUACAUAGUAGUGUAAAGUACACUUGCUUUUCCUGAGUAAGGAAAGACACAGGAGUUGAGCCAUAAACUAGAAGUAGUCUCUAUGAAUCAGUGGAUGGGCAGCUGAGAGUGGAACUUAGCUCGUUUCUGGUGUUCUAAACUUUGUGAUCAUAUGUGUGUAGUAAAUACUUUGUGUUUUAGUGCAUGACAAUGCCAUGUUUAUUUAUUGGGACUGUUGAAACUGUUAUGCGAUGCAUCUGUACAGUGUGAUUUUCUGUGAUAAGAGUGCAUAUCAUGUUCAGGAUUGACAGUGUUUCAUAACAUAACAAUAAAUAUAUUAUUCAGGUAGA